AUGAAUGCAUUUCAAACCGCAGUGGACAUUGAUAACCAGCAGCCGCAACAAGAAGGAACGACAUUUUGGUUUCGUUGGCUCAUUCGAAUUGUUGCCGUUGUCACUGGCAUUCUUGCAAUGAUAUGUGGUGUCUUUGGUGCACUUAGUGUCUCGCUUUCAUGUAUCGCAGCUGGCAUUAUAAUGAUUUUUCUCGGCUUUUCAAUGAUCAUGUUCGAAGUACCCAUUUGCUGUCAAUUCGUUUCGUACACUCAACCAGUGGCGAAAUUUUCCGAGACUCGUCCAGCAUGGCAAAAAGCAAUGCUCUAUUCAUUGCCACCUCUUAUUCCACUUGUUCUAUGUCAAUCGAUAAGUAUCGUAUUGGGUUUCAUUUGUUUACUCGUGAAUGGAGCCAUUCAAUUCAUGUUAACCGUUGGCAAAAAAGCAACAAAAGAAGAAAUGUCAAGUCGCGCCGGUGCACAACCCAUACCUGACGGGCCACCAGUUGCUGCAGCCAAUGAUAAAGGUUUUAGAUUCAAUUAA
Molecule: messenger RNA, 519 nt
Organism: Adineta ricciae
Lineage: Eukaryota; Metazoa; Rotifera; Eurotatoria; Adinetida; Adinetidae
Source: the annotation of a GenBank genome assembly